This is a messenger RNA of Zychaea mexicana, 3710 nucleotides long. RefSeq lists its product as uncharacterized. The record is from RefSeq and is a predicted model, not a curated record. Bases 98 to 3235 code for a protein of 1045 amino acids. The transcript has 14 exons. NCBI's taxonomy places the organism in Eukaryota, Fungi, Mucoromycota, Mucoromycetes, Mucorales, Lichtheimiaceae.
CUCUUUUUCUUUUUUUCUUUUUUCUUUUAAUAAACUUUCCUUCUUCUUUACUUUUUUUCUUCACUCAUCAAACACAAAAAAAAGACCCCCCAGUCCAAUGCCAGAAGCCACGAAAACGAGACGAGCGUCUUCCUUGGCAAAUGCAGGCGUCCCAUCCUCAGCACCCAAGAUAUCCACCACUCGAACAACGACACGCACGUCACCAACAGCCAGUGGCACCAGAGCAACGACUGCGACAGCGCCUGGUCGUGUCACAGCUUCGGCAGCUCGGAGUGGCACUACGACAGCCCCCUUGAGAACGAAGCCUUCAGGUACAGCAACAACGGCGACCACCGGUGCCCGUCGCCCAUCCGCUGCCACGGGCUCGUCACCUUCAACGAGUCGUGUCAGAGCUACUGCUGCUGCUGCUGCUACUGCUGCUGGUGAAAGAACUUCUUCAUCUACAGCAACCGGGGCAAGGCGGACCUCCACCGCAGGUACAACGACGACGUCAGCCACUCGUCGGCCUUCAGCAGCAGUAGCAACGACCCCAGGCUCAAGUAUCAGCGCAGAGUUCAAGGCAGAAAUUAAAUCCUUGACAGAAAAGAAUGAAGAAACCAACAAGACCCUGAAAGACAAACAGACACAACUCGAGGCCCGAGAGGCUGAGCUCGAGGAGAUCAAGGCUGCCAAGGCCGACGUACAGAAGCAACUGGACGAACAACAGGAGAUCUUGGCCAAGCAGACCGCCGACCUUCGUGCGCAAGUCGACGCGCUGGAGAAAUCCAAUCAAGAACUCACGACCAAGACGGAGGAGGCGGCUCGACAACACGACCAGCUAUCCAGCGAGAAACAGCAAGAGCAUGAAAAGGCGCUCGAAGAGCUCCGUGAAAGCAUGGAUGAUUUGCGCGACAAGCUGGAGGAAGAGAACAAGCAGCUGGAAGAGCAGCUGAUUGUCAAGGAAACCGAGAUCCGGAAACUCAAAAAGGAUUUAGAUGAGCUUCGUGACAACGUCCAGGAAAUGCAUAAAUCGCAUCAGACUCGGAUUACCAAUUAUAGUAAUCAGCUGAACCAGCAACAUGCAGAGCAAAUCGAUCAACUGCGGAAAGAGUAUGAAGAAAAGCUGGCCGAGUUGCAAAAGAAGCUUCCCGACGACAGUGUACAGGCUGUCUUGGAAGAGCAAAAGGCUACGCUCGAGGCAAAGCUAAAGGAUGCGGAAAAGGCGACUGCUGAUCUAAAGCAAGACUAUGAGCUCAAGCUAAAGGGACUACAAGACGAGCUGAACAAGCAGACCAAUGUGCUCAAGACGGGUCACGAGCAGGGUGUCCAGAAGAUCAUUGACAGUCACCAGGACGAGCUCACUACGUUACGCAAGAACCACGAUGCAAAGAUCAAGACGCUUGAAAAAGAACACGCUCGGAUCCUUGGUGAUGCUCGACAACAGCUUGACCAGGCAGCCAAAGCGAAGGCUGAGCUUGAGGCAACACUGGAAAAGCAGCACACCGCUUUGGAAGAUAAGCACCAAAAGGAGCUUAGUAAUGCCAAAUCCGAACAAGAGUCCAGGAUUACACGGCUGCAAGAAGUCAACCGGCUGGCCAUGAGCCAAGUUGCCACUCUGCGUGCCAAGAUCGGAGAUACAAAAAUCGAAAUGGAAAGCAAACUGGCUCAAGAGCGUACCAAAUCCCAAAAACAAAUGGAACAGGAGCAUGCUGCAAAGCUCGAAGCACUGGCCAAGGAGCACGCCUCCGAGCUAAAGCAACAGGCCGAGUCGCACCAGGACACAUUGCGUCAGCAGCUGGAGCACCAUGAACGUGCGAUGGAACAACUGAAAAACUCCCAUGACAAAGCAGCGGAAGCAUCGACACGUAACUCAGCAACGGCACAGACCCGGGCCGACACCGAGCAGCGUCUGAGAGCGGAACUGGAGCAACAGGUUGACAAGCUCAAGGCCGAACACCGCCAGAUCAUUGACCAAAUGCAAGGGCAUCAUGCACGUAGCAUUGCUCAGCUCGAAGCCACAUUAAAGCAAGAAGCAGACAAACACGCCAAGCUGACUGAGCAGCACAAGCAGGAGCUGGAGCGCUUCAACGCAGAACGAGUGGGCGAUGUUGCGGAAAUCAGAAAAGAAGUCGAGUCGGCCCUGAAAGACAUGCAUGCCAAAGACUUGCAGCAAUUAACUGCGGAGCAUGAGUCAAAGAUGAAUGAGCUCAAGCGUGAGCAUAUCCUGCAACGGGACCGCGAGAAGGCAGCACAGCAAGAACAAUGGAAGCAGUGGACCAAUGAGCGACAGAAGCAGCAGCAACCUCUUGAAAAGUCUAGAACGAACAGUGCAGAGGGCAUCGCCAUCUUUACUCCCUCGGAGCAUCAACAGCAGCAGCAGCUUCAGACAAGAGAGGAAAGCCAAGAGAAACAACAACAAAAGACAAACGCUGGUACCACCGCUAAAACGGCUGGCGAUGGCGAUGAUACCACGUAUAUCACGCGACAGGAGCACGAAGCAUUGAUCAAGCAAUUGCAAGACAAACACGCGCAUGAGUUGUCAACAAGGACAGCAGCAGCAGCAGCAGCAGCAGCAGCAGUGCUGUCAAAGGAGCCGCAUCAUGGCCAUGAUGAUGAGGAUGAUGAUGAGAGUCGUGGCGGAGAAAGGAUUGAAAUGGCGCCAGCGGAAAAGAUUUCCGAACAGGAGGGUGGUGAGCGGUUGCGCCAAGAAUACCUAAAGACCAUCGAGGCAUUGCAUGUGGCGCAAGAGCAGGCCAAGGGCACAGAGGAGCAGCAUAAACAGCGCAUUUCCAGCAUGGUGGAUGCGCACGCAGCAGUCUUGGCAGGGUUACAAGAGCAAAUCAGGAAUGCAGAGGCCAGGCGUCAUAAGGAAAUGCGCAUGCAGCAGAGUGACACGAUCACGGCGGAACUGGAAAGCAUGGCCGCAUCGCUGGCCGAAUUGCUGGAGGGCAAAGAAGACACGGAUGCAACUGGCACUACCUCAAAGAAGGAACUGGCGGCCUUGCAGACUAGGUUUCAGGACCUCAUCCAAUUGACAAUGGGCACCUGCUCUCUUCCUCCAGGCGGGCAGCAGCAGCAGCAGCAGCAGCAGCAGCAGCAAGACAAGACAGGCUUUGCCGAGCAUCGACCGCAGCCAAGUGCAAACAGCACAAAAAACGACAGCAGCAGCAAUAACAGCGGCGGCAAUAACAGCGCAGCAGCAGCCACAGACAAAGAGGUAGCACGGCUCGCGAUAGGUCGAGGGCAAGAGGUGUAAUUACCAGGGGGCGGGCGAUGAAGAGAGAGAGAGAGAGAGAAUGAGAGGGAAAGGCGAGAGAGCGAGAGAGGAAAAAGCAAGAAGUAUUAGCGCACUGUUCCCCAAACCCUAAUUUCUGACGAGGCAACCAAUCACAAGACACUUGCGCGCACAUAUACAAACCACAUGCGCUGCUGUCUAUUUUUAGCUAGUUUCACAUUAAAAACAAAAAAAAAAUGCUAUUUUUCCUUUAUAUAAGAAGACGCUACAUCUCCCCCUUCAGCCCUUUCUCCCCCCAACCUUUUUUUUUUCCUUUUCGUGGUAUAACUUUAUCUGCUAGACUAUCGAAUCAAGCACACACACACACACACACACACACAUAUUAACAGCCAUAUAAAUUAGCCUCUUUUUCAACCAAAACAUAAAGCACAAAGAGUUUCCAUGCUAAAUGAAAGCUUUCCACGCAAAUUCAACGACUAGCAACAACAAUAACAAC